UUUUUCUUUAUUGCCUUGCAGCUUGCAGCCUUUUGGCACUCAGCGCCGCCAGCGAAUGGGGCUAUCCGGAUCUGGACAAAAAUCAGGAUGAGCCAUUUCCCAAGUGGGGCGGUCUUUGUGACACUGGCAGAAAACAGAGUCCCAUAAAUUUGCAUGUGAAGGGUGCGCUGAAAGGCGAGUUCAGUCCACUCAAGUUUGAGAACUACGACGAGCAUCAGGGCGCACUGCAAAUGGUCAACAAUGGUCACUCAAUUCAACUCUCGGGCUUUGCUCACGAUCUGACGCUGAGCGGUGGAGGCCUGACCAGCGACUUUGUGGUGGAGCAAAUUCAUAUGCAUUGGUGGUCAGAGCACACCAUAAACGACAUACGCUAUCCCCUGGAGGUGCACAUUGUGCAUCGGAACAAGAUCUAUCCCAACAUGAGCAUGGCAGCCAACUUCAAGGAUGGCAUCACGGUGAUCGGCGUGCUCUAUCAUGUGUCCAAUACGCCCAACGAGGCCAUUGGCAGCAUCAUCAAGAGCCUGGACAAUGUGAAGAAAUACGAUCAGAUGAAUGUGCCCACCCUGGUGGCCGAUAGCCUGGCCGUGGACGAUCUGGUGCCCAGUGUGGACACAUAUUUCACCUAUGCCGGCUCGCUGACCACGCCCACCUGUGCAGAGGCCGUCACCUGGAUCGUGCUGACCGACACGCACCCAGUGACACUGGAUCAGGUGAAUCAGUUCAAGGAGAUCGAGUACAAACAGGACAAACAGCUCCACAACAACUAUCGCGAGCUGCAGAGCGAGAACAAUCGUGCUGUGGUGCUGGUGCAGCAGCUGCAGCAGCGCGACUCAGCGGGCAGGAUGUCCGGGCUGAGCUUAGGCCUAAUGCUGCUGCUGGGCGCGGCAGUGCGACAAUUUCAGCUGUAACUUUUGACGGGCGGCAGCUAGAGAGCUACACCAAAGACAAAUCCAAACCAGAGAGCAACGACAUACCAGACACACAGAAACUAUACUCAUUAUUUGAAGGCAGGAUUCAAAUAAAUCCAGAUGAAAUUUCAACUAGUCAAUUGAUGUGACAUUCAAA
Messenger RNA from Drosophila navojoa, 1065 nucleotides. It is a transcript of the gene CAH7, whose product is annotated as Carbonic anhydrase 7. NCBI's taxonomy places the organism in Eukaryota, Metazoa, Arthropoda, Insecta, Diptera, Drosophilidae. The record is from RefSeq and is a predicted model, not a curated record. Gene Ontology annotation, molecular function: carbonate dehydratase activity; zinc ion binding. Gene Ontology annotation, cellular component: cytoplasm.